AUGUCUCGGUGUACGGCUGAAGGCACCGACCAUCAAAAGCCCAUCGACACGGCCAUAUUAUGGGGCAUGUUGUCUCUUGAUGGCCAGACGCCCAAUCUCUGGUGCAAGCAGCAGCUUGCCAAAAGUUCUAACUGCGUGUGCAGUCCAUGA
Molecule: messenger RNA, 150 nt
Organism: Pyricularia oryzae 70-15
Lineage: Eukaryota; Fungi; Ascomycota; Sordariomycetes; Magnaporthales; Pyriculariaceae
Exons: 2
Coding region: 1-150 (49 amino acids)
Source: RefSeq, a predicted model, not a curated record